AUGCCUUCCGAUGUCGACCUUUGCAUCGUUUGCAACGCUAAAUGGAUAGUAGAUGCCGAUUACAUCGAAGUGUUCAGCGAGGAGCCUGCCACAGAAACCGAUUUACAUUUAGCUACCUUAGUGUAUAAGCUGUUAAAUAAAGAAAUCAAGCCGGACUACAACAAGUUCCAAUUCAUAUGUAAGAAAUGCUUUACGUUGCUGUCGGAACUCGAGGAACUCCAAACUAGAGUGAAUGAAAUAAAAAGCGAAAUUCUUGUACAACGGAUUUCGGACGACGACUGCAUUAAACAAGAACUAGUCGAUAAAUCUCAAGAGAACGACGUUGAUGUUACGAAGAAAUUAUUGUUCAUCCCUUCUUCCGAUGAGGAUUCUGUACAAAUUUCCGCUGAUAAAUCGAGUUUUCAAGACAUACAUUUAGAAUUAGAUGGAAUUCACGGUGUGGUGGAUAUCGACCAAGAAAUCGAGCAGCAACAAAAAGAAAACGAAAUGGAAAUUGAAGCCAGCAUAGAAUAUCAAGGAUUCUCCACCGAUGAUGGAGAAAUAAUUUUGGACACCGGUGCAAUUGAGCAAUCUUCCGACGAGGAUUUCGAUCUGUCCAAAAAUGUCCAACUCAAAAACGUCUCGUUGGGUAAAACGGCGAGUUUCGUCGAUGUUCCCAUUAACAAUCAAGACAUUCAUUUAAAACUAACCGACGCCAACAAAUCGAACUCCACCGAAGUGGAUAAAAAACCGAUAAUCCUCAGGAAAAAACACCAACAAAUCAUCUCCGAAUCGGCCAGCAACGAAGACGACAAAAAAUCCGAAUCCACCGUCUCCCUACCGGUAGUCUCCAAAGAAGGCAACCUGUACACCUGCCUCCUCUGCGAAGGCGACGAAACCGUAGCAGGCGAAGCCAAAGCCAUCAUCGCCCACGCCAAGGACGCCCACGACCUGCGACUGUACAUCUGCGACGUGUGCGGCCAGGAUUUCUGCAAGCGCAACCAACUCUCGGCCCACAUGGACGAGCACGUCGCCGCCGAAGAGGGCGACUUCCAAUGCGAGGUGUGCAACCGCAUCUUCACCAAUCUGCGGCUGUUCCGCAUCCACAAGCGCAUGCACUAUCCGCAGAGCAAGGCGUGGGUGUGCGACACGUGCGGCAAAAAGUACAGCAGCAAGAACCUGCUCGAGGAGCACGUCAACACGCACCUGGGGCUGCGGCCGUACGUGUGCGGCGUCUGCGGCAAGGACUUCGCCAGCAAGUACACGUACAAGGCGCACGAGAAGACGCACGAACUGCGGCCGCGGCCCUACAAGUGCGCCCAGUGCAACAAGUCGUUUUUGAACCAGCAGAAUCUGACGCAGCACGAGCGCACCCACUUGGGCAUGAAGGAGUACACGUGCUCGUUGUGCAACAAGCAGUUCGGAUCGAUGCACAACUUGGAGGUGCAUUCGAUCGUGCACACGGGUUACAAGCCGUUCGUUUGCGGAUUGUGCGGAAAGGCGUUCGCUCGGAAGGCCGAGAUUAGGGAUCACGAACGCACCCAUACCGGAGAAAGGCCGUAUCAAUGCGAAUUUUGCGGUGCCACUUUCAGUCAAAGGUCAAAUUUACAAUCGCAUAAGAGGGCUACUCAUUACGACGAUAAACGAUAUCAAUGCACUGUGUGCGGUAAAGGAUUCAAACGGAGGCGUUUGCUGGAUUAUCACAUCAAAGCUGCCCACACUGGCGAAAGACCGUACAAAUGCGAAACUUGCGAAGCGACUUUCGUGUACCCGGAACAUUUCAAGAAACACCGGCGCAUCCACACCGGAGAAAAACCGUUUUUGUGCGAAGUAUGCGGCAAGGCCUUUAACAGUAGGGAUAACCGUAACGCCCAUAGAUUCAUUCAUUCCGACAAGAAACCGUACGAAUGCCUGAUAUGCGGAGCCGGUUUCAUGAGGAAACCUUUAUUAUAUCAGCAUAUGCAGGCACGCGGUCACUUGAACGAUACGAUAGUGGUGAAUCAACCCAGACUGACUACAACCGAAGACGAUCCACUUGCCACCGUCAACGCAGCCGAAGUAACCGAAAUGUUCGAAGAGGCAACGACCACCGAGCACAUCAUCAUCGACGGUCAGCAAAUCAGUUUCGCCGAGGUCGGUAGCGAUGAUGAGAACGAAGAAAUCGAAGAAAUGGAACAGGUAGUGGCUGAACAAACGGAUGAAGAUUACGAAGAAGAAAUCAUAACGAGUGACGCUUUAGCUAACGGAGAGACGCAGAUAAUCGAGACUUCAGAGGGGCCGAUGCAGUUGAUAAAAGUUAGGAUACCGAAAGAGAAUGGGGAAGAGGAGGAAGCGUGGAUUAAAAUAGUUCCUGAAUAG
Messenger RNA from Phyllotreta striolata, 2337 nucleotides. The record is from the annotation of a GenBank genome assembly. Lineage: Eukaryota; Metazoa; Arthropoda; Insecta; Coleoptera; Chrysomelidae.